Messenger RNA from Medicago truncatula (barrel medic), 1845 nucleotides. Its product is annotated as glycerol-3-phosphate acyltransferase 1. Gene Ontology annotation, biological process: cutin biosynthetic process. The record is from RefSeq and is a predicted model, not a curated record. Gene Ontology annotation, molecular function: glycerol-3-phosphate 2-O-acyltransferase activity; phosphatase activity. Lineage: Eukaryota; Viridiplantae; Streptophyta; Magnoliopsida; Fabales; Fabaceae. Gene Ontology annotation, cellular component: membrane. Bases 78 to 1664 code for a protein of 528 amino acids. The transcript is spliced from 2 exons.
AUUUCAACACAAAAAUGUCAGAAACAGUGAUAUCUUAACUAUCACAAACAAUUAAUAAGGAGAAAAACUGAAAAAGAAUGAUGUUUCUUUUAGUACUCAUAAGCCUUACAAAAUGGUUUUGGUACCAUAUGAUUAUCAAAACUUGUUAUCAAACUGCAAGGAUAUUGAUACAUAAUGGCUUUAAUUUUGUUGAUCUUUCAUCUAAGCCACUUCAACAACCUUCAAAUAUUCCUAGCAUUUUGAAUUGUGAUUUGGAAGGUAGAGAGUCACAAACACUUGUUUGUGAUAUUCAUAGUGUCCUCUUAAAGACUCAUUAUUUCUUUCCUUAUUUCAUGUUAGUUGCCUUUGAAGGUGGUAGCAUUUUAAGAGCUUUUCUAUUACUUUGUUCAUGUCCUAUAUUAUGCUUUUUGAGCUAUGAACAUAAACUUAAAGUCAUGAUCUUCAUCACUUUUUGUGGACUUAAAAUUAAGGACAUGGAAAUGAUUGCAAGGGUAGUUUUACCAAAGUUUUACAUGGAGAACCUUAACCUUAAAGCUUAUCAGGUUUUGGUCUCAGUAGGGUGUAGAGUUUUCUUCACUUGUGUGCCUAGAGUUAUGGUGGAAGGGUUUCUUAAGGAAUAUUUGAAUGGUGAUGAUAUUGUUGCCACAGAGUUACACACUGUUGGAUGCUACUUCACUGGUUUGAUUUCUAGGCAUGGUUUGGUUGAUAAGGAUAGUGCUCUCAUUGAUUAUUUUGGAUAUAGAAGACCUGAUUUAGGAAUUGGAAGCACAUGUGUCAAUGAUCAUCAUUUUAUCUCUUAUUGUAAGGAAGCUUAUGUGGUGAGCAAUGAAAUAUGUCCAAGCUCAAUUAUGCCAAGGGAAAAGUAUCCAAAGCCAUUAAUAUUUCAUGAUGGCAGGCUAGCAUUCUUCCCUACACCUUCAUCAACUCUCUACAUGUUCAUGUGGCUUCCAAUGGGAAUUCUGUUAUCUACAUAUAGAAUUUUUCUUGUGUUGAACUUUCAUUACAAAUGGACACUAUCAUUAAUAACAUUUAAUGGUAUAGUUCUUAAUGUCAAAGGCUUUAGUAACCCUCAAAGAUAUUUAGAACCAAGUAAAGGGGAACUCUAUGUUUGUACACAUAGGACUUUGUUAGAUCCUGUUUUUCUUAGCAUGAGUCUGAGAAAACCUUUGAGUUGUGUGACUUACAGCAUAAGCAAAGUGUCGGAAUUCUUCGCUCCUAUUCGGACAAUGAGUUUGACAAGAGACAGAGAACAAGAUAGGGAAACAAUGCAAAGGUUGCUUAGGGAAGGUGAUUUAGUUGUGUGCCCUGAAGGAACAACUUGUAGGGAACCUUAUUUAUUAAGGUUUAGUUCACUUUUUGCUGAAAUUGCUGAUGAGAUUGUUCCUGUGGCUAUGAAUGCUAAUGUGAGUUUGUUUUAUGGUACAACAGCUAGUGGAUUAAAAUGUUUGGACCCUUUUCUAUUUUUGAUGAAUCCAUGGCCAAGUUAUAACAUUGAAAUGCUUGAUAAAGUUCCAAAAGAACUCACUUGUGCUGGUGGAAAGUCUCCUUUUGAAGUGGCUGAUUAUAUACAGAAAGAAUUGAGUGAUGCUUUGGGAUUUGAGUGCACCAAUAUUACAAGGAGGGAUAAAUAUAUGAUGUUAGCUGGGAAUGAUGGUUAUGUCUAGUGUAACCUACAUCACAAGCAAUACAUAGAUGUCUAGUGUAUGCUCACUAAUAUAUAUAAUUCAACUUAGAUUUUAAGAAGGAAAAGUAAUAUAACAUCAAUCUGUAAGUGUUUGUGUGUGAUGUAAUGUAAGUGACUCAUUUCUCAAUAAGUAAAAACUAGCUUCGGUCCUCACUAACAAA